Messenger RNA from Aspergillus terreus NIH2624, 2280 nucleotides. RefSeq lists its product as uncharacterized. NCBI's taxonomy places the organism in Eukaryota, Fungi, Ascomycota, Eurotiomycetes, Eurotiales, Aspergillaceae. The record is from RefSeq and is a predicted model, not a curated record. The transcript is spliced from 2 exons. The coding region runs from base 1 to 2280 and encodes 759 amino acids.
AUGAGUGUUGUCGCCAGUAGACCCGAGAGCGCUGCUGUGCCCUAUACCUCCGCCCCUCAUCAUGCCCUCCAUGGGUACAAGGAUUCCGCAUAUACAAACGUGACGGUGCAGCCGGUCUCCUCCCGAACGUCGUCGGUUUCCUCCUUCAAAUCCAACUAUACCGUAUCAACAUCCCCAACUGUCUACUCGCCAACCGCCUCCCCGAUCCCCUCAUAUCAUCUUUGCGACUCGGCCGCCUCCCUGGAUAAGAUCCUCGAGUCGAUUUUCAAGAAACUGCCGCCGGAGAUCUUCGACACCAUCUUGGAUCAGCUUGAAUUCUUGCAUACCAGUCCCGGCCAGUCUGGGUGCUUAACGUGCUACCAGCGCGACCUGCAUGCCUUGUCCCUGACCUGUCGAGUCUGGGAGAAGGCCGUGAGAGCGAGACUGUACACUCGUAUUCAUAUUAUCGGCUGUGAUUCGCCUGCGCAGUUAAAGAAAUACCGCUUGAAACGAGGAAGUCGGUUGAAGUUGUUGCGACGCACUCUACGGGAAAGACGAUUGCUGGCCAAUCUUGUCAUCGAACUCCGUGUCCCACAACUAGACGUCUUGUUCACGACAAGCAAACACAGCACCCAAUGGCAGGAAUACCGAGACUUGGUGGCCUCCGUCGUCAUGGUUUGCCCGAAUCUGGAGCGACUCUUAGGGUUGAUGAUCCCUUACAAUCACGAGUUCGAUCGACUGACCCACGCCUUGUCGACCCGGAAAAAGCUGAAGGAGCACACAUGGCUCCUAGGCGAGGCUCCCGAAGCUUUGGAGGUAUCUCCUCGGAGCAUGUCAUGUCCCGGCAGUCUAGGCCCCUUGCAGAUGUAUGAGUUUCUGGAUUACCAUGUCUCUUGGACCAAACUGGAGACCUUGACGAUGUACGGAUGGAGCGAAAAGACUGCUGUCGAACCCAGCAUCUUCCUUCGCAUGUUCAGCCUCUUGCCAUCGCUGCGAAAUCUGUGCAUCUCGAACUUCAAUGCCGACGCCUUUGCAGACAGGCCUCCGCGCAAUACACUUCACGGCCCAGAAUCCAAUUCCUUGAAGUCGCUGGCCCUCAUCGAGCAAAACAUCAACUCUCUUCUUGUGAUCUCGAAGAUACUGGCCUCACUUGGACAGCUGGAACGAUUUAAGUUCGUCCAAACCGAAAAGUGUCCUACCCUAAACGCCGAAGGCAUGAUCUUCCAACCAUUGUUUGCUUCUUCCAGCCUCAAAUUCCUGCACUGGGAUGUGGCUUGCCCCGAUCCGAACACCGCUCUCACCAGACUCGACUAUGCCCCGUUCAUGAAACCUCCACGCCAUAUCGAAACGCCUAACUCUCAUCUCGCCCAAAGCAUCCUUUCCGCCGGAUUCCCCCGUCUAGAGGCUCUUCGGGCCCCGUCGGAUAUUGAACCUCCAGGCGUUCUUCAGGCCGUCUGCAAACCGCUCCCCAGAGCACAGGCGUUGCAGCCGGCAGACCGAUACUGCCUUCCCCGAAGUUCUCAUGGCUCAGUCAAUACCAGACCGAUGGCUCUUCCUGGCGGCAACAACCUGACCUCAGCCCGGAUUCGCGCGCAAACAUUCAUCGAUAUGGCGGCCAAGGACACGGAAACCGGCAUGCAGGUCCUAAUCACCGAUCACUCUGACGGAUAUAUUCCCGACAACGCCCUGGAGGAAGCCGCCGAAGAAGAAUCGGAUAUGGAAAUGGACGAGGAGUCGAUGUGGGGAAUGCGAGAACACUCUAAAGGAAGCACUUCCCCUGAGGCUCAUGACGGCCCCGUCACUGUGUUCGAUUUCCGGAUGCCCGCAUACAUGGGUAGAUCGGGGGCAAAGACCAGUGACAAGGACGUGUCCAUCCCUCGCUUCAUCCUCCACCCCGACAUGAAGGGGCAAGAUGCGGAUGGUGGCCUUGUGAGCUGGAAGCAUAUUCUGGCGUCCAAUCAGUCUCUGACAUACGCUGCCGGCGUUGGUGUCAACUGCUUCGGUAAUAAACCCACCAUGAGCCCGUCCCCUGAAGAACCACCGUCUCCAGCAACGACAACGACACCGCGAUUCGGUUGGGGUGGCAUCGGCAGUCGAUCCGGGCUGGCUACCAGCCCCAACACGUCCUCGACUCCCCCAACUCCCAUGAGCCUCUCAUCGCCCACUGGAUUACCCUGGGACAAGGACACCUGCACUGGAUCCUGGAACUACAGCCACAAGAAUGGCCGUGAUUGGUGGUUUCACAUGGAGCGAGACCGUCCGGAAAAUGUCAAGAUCGUUGACGUCCACAAUCUCUUCUAA